Messenger RNA from Colletotrichum destructivum, 2418 nucleotides. RefSeq names its product Putative P-loop containing nucleoside triphosphate hydrolase, alpha/Beta hydrolase. The record is from RefSeq and is a predicted model, not a curated record. Bases 1 to 2418 code for a protein of 805 amino acids. Lineage: Eukaryota; Fungi; Ascomycota; Sordariomycetes; Glomerellales; Glomerellaceae. The transcript has 4 exons.
AUGGGGUCCAUCAACAAGCAAAUCUCUCGCUAUGAAAUCACCGCUGUUUUCACCCAUCCUGACGCCACAGUCGAUGUCGUUCUGGUCCAUGGCCUCAACGGUGACCCCCAGAAAACUUGGUCUUCUCUUGACGGCAAAGGCGUCUUCUGGCCUGCCGAUCUACUGCCACAGUCCCUGGGGAAAAUCCGCGCCAACAUCCUGGUCUACGGCUACAAUGCAGACGUUUACACAACUUCCAAAAGUCGCAAAAGUGCCAGCAACAACUUCAUCUCCCAGCAUGCCCAGACUCUAGUCACCAACCUCACCCUUUACCGCAAGAGCGAGCGGACGUCCAGAAAUCCCAUCAUCUUUGUGGCGCACAGCCUCGGCGGUCUUCUCGUCAAGCGUGCUCUUCUCUACUCCAACGACGUUACAGACAGAAACCAAGAGGACGCCAGGUCCAUCUUUAUCUCGACCUAUGGCAUCAUCUUUCUGGGCACUCCCCACGCCGGUUCGGACAUGGCAACAUGGGGAUUCGUCCUGCAGAGAAUGGCAGAUGCCAUCGCACCCAGAAAAGUGUUCGAAAGCGAGUCGAUCCUCCUCAAAACCUUGAAGAAAGACAAUGAGACCCUGGAAUCCAUCAGCAAUCACUUUCUCGACAUCUACCAGCGUUUCAAGAUCCACAUGGCCCACGAAAACCACAAGACCGAUGUCAAAGGCACAAAAAUGAUAGUAGUAGACACAGCAUCGGCAGGCCCCCAACUACCAGGCGUCAUUUACUACGGCGUCGAAGCCACUCAUUCCGGCAUGUGCAAAUACGACAGUACCAGUGCGCCCGGGUACAGAAAUGUAUCGACUGCCAUACGAGACUGGGCAGAAGAAGCCCCGGCAGUGAUUCGGACUCGUUGGGAGAUCGAGAGUAACAAUAUGAGUGUGAGAGCGCAAUCUGAGGCCGCUGAGAGGACCCGUGGCUAUAGAAGCCCCACGGAAAUAUCUUUGCCAGAUACCAGAAUCGCUCAAGCUACUGAAGUCGCAUCACCAACUGGAACUACCAGCACUACAUACUACUACUCCCCGUCGGGCUCAGUGCAGGAAACCUCGACCCCACGCCCUCUUUUUGUCCACCCUGACCGGUUCCGGCCGAAUUCGUUCUUCAAGGGGCGCAAAGACGAACUGCACAGUCUCCACAAGCUAUUGACGGACCCCAGGAGACGAUCAGAGGGUACCUCUGCCGUGCUCGUCCAGGGCAUUCCCGGGGCUGGCAAGACACACUUGGCUCGUCAGUAUGUGUUCAACCACAAAGAAGACUAUCCAGGUGGCAUAUACUGGAUUCGAUCGACCACGCUGCAAGAUAUGGAGGACGGUUUUUGGCGUAUCGCCAGAACCGAGGCUAUCAGGGGCAUGGCCGCUCAAGAAGAAAAGAAGGACUUGUCGAACCCUCAAAAGAUGGUGGAGAUUGUAAGGAGUUGGUUCAACGAGUCAAAAAACUGGCUACUGGUAUUCGACGGCAUUCGGUUUGGUGACGACGCUGUGCUCGACUUUAUACCCGAUAGACCAAACAGCAGCCUCAUCUACACGUCAACCGAGCGCGCGGAACCUGGCGCAUAUCGACUGGAUAACCCUAGCAUCCUGAAGCUGGGUCUACUUCCGGUCCAGGAUGCGCAAGAGCUGUUGCUCGAGGAGAUGGGAAGGAAGCAGCCAUACACGAUUGAUGAUCUCAGGCGGGCCCAAGACCUGGUUCAGCUGAUGGGUCGUCUACCUUUGAUGAUCCAUGCUGCUGCAUCACAGAUGAACGCCACACGAGAGCCCCUUGCAAAGUAUUUGAAGUCGUUUCGGGAUACGCCAAAAGUGGGAGUUCUUCCGGCCUACAAGACAAUUCGAGACCAGCUGCAGAAACGAGGUGACAUUACUGCGCUGAAUCUUAUAUACAUACUCUCUUUCUUUAGCCAAUCGAUGCCAGUCGAGAUGCUGGUACUUGGGCUCAAGGCCCUCGACAAGCGAACGCCGUUGAAGACGGCUACCGCUCGCCACAAGCGAAGCUUGACGCAGACGUUCGUCACUUUAAUCAAUUUCGCUCUCGUGGAGCGGAACGAGACGGAUGAUGUUCCUUCCUCAAGCUCACAAAGCUCGCGUCAAAGCGUCGACCUCAACCCUGAGCCCUUGGACACUCUUCGUGUCCACAGCAUCGUCCAAGCAUUCUUCGUCGAGCUUCUUGCCGAAGAGGAGCAGUUGGAGUUCUGGCUGGAGCGCGCAGUCCGAGUCUUCUGUCACUCAUUUGACGAAGCUUAUGCCAGAAUAAGUCAGGAUUCUGACACAGGCUUGCCGGACGACUACCGGCAAUACAUAAGGCAUGGAAAGAAGUUGAUGGAGCAUCUCGAUCGUUACAAGCAUUCGAACAUCUCUGAAAAAGCUAGGGGCCAGACCAACCUGCAACAGUAA